Fukomys damarensis (Damara mole-rat) is the source of this 1829-nucleotide messenger RNA. It is a transcript of the gene Srd5a2, whose product is annotated as steroid 5 alpha-reductase 2. NCBI's taxonomy places the organism in Eukaryota, Metazoa, Chordata, Mammalia, Rodentia, Bathyergidae. Gene Ontology annotation, biological process: steroid biosynthetic process. Gene Ontology annotation, cellular component: membrane. Bases 1 to 765 code for a protein of 254 amino acids. The transcript is spliced from 5 exons. The record is from RefSeq and is a predicted model, not a curated record. Gene Ontology annotation, molecular function: 3-oxo-5-alpha-steroid 4-dehydrogenase activity.
AUGCCAGUUCGGUGCCAGGAGAGCCCGGUACUGGCAGGUAGCGCCACCUUGGCCACCUUGGGGCUAAUGAUUCUGUACUUUGCGCAGCCCUCGACCUACGGGAAGUUGAGCCCGAGAUCGGCGCGCGGGGCUCCCUGCCUCCCCGCCCGCGCUGCCUGGUUCCUGCAGGAGCUGCCUUCCUUCGCGGUCCCGGCGGGGAUCCUUUUCCAGCAGCCCCGCUUUCUCUUCGGGCCGCCCGAGACUGUGCUUCUGGGGCUCUUCUGCGCACAUUACUUUCACAGGACUUUUAUUUACUCAUUUCUCACUAGAGGGAGGCCUUAUCCAGCAGUGAUCCUUUUCCAAGGAAUAGUCUUCUGCAUUGGAAAUGGAUUCCUUCAAAGCUACUAUCUGAUCUACUGUGCAGAAUACCCUGAAGAGUGGUUCACAGAUAUCCGGUUUAGCUUGGGUGUCUUCCUGUUUAUUUUGGGAAUGGGAAUCAACAUUCAUAGUGACCAUACCUUGCGCCAGCUCAGAAAGCCUGGAGAAGUCACUUACAGGAUUCCACAAGGUGGCUUGUUUACGUAUGUUUCUGGAGCGAAUUUCCUUGGUGAGAUCAUUGAAUGGAUCGGCUACGCCUUGGCCACUUGGUCUCUUCCAGGACUUGCUUUUGCAUUUUUCUCACUCUGUUUCCUUGGGCUUCGAGCUGUUUACCACCACAGGUUCUACUGCAAGGUGUUUGAGGACUACCCGAAAUCUCGGAAAGCCCUCAUUCCAUUCAUCUUUUAGAGAAACCCAGUGAAAGCGGAGCAGAGGUCACACAAUACCAGUGGAAACUGUCAAGCUGCUGAAAGUGUGAUUUGUAAAGUUCCACCAUACACAUAUAUUAAAUAUACACAUACACGGAUGCAUGUAACUAUACUGAUAUCCAUAUAAAACACACAUAAUAUCAGGUCUCCUGUUCUGCCUGCUGGCGUGAAUUCUGAAUGGUGCCUGCUUAACAUUCUCCCUCCCUGCCGGGGACUGUAACCUAAUUUCCCAUUGGAGCUUCAGAGAAGCUUUCUCCAGAUGAAGACCGUUUCUUAACUAUCCCUAGAAAGUACAAAACUCCCCUCAUGUGUUUUUCUCAUUGGAUGAUCUGAGUCCAUGUGGCUUCUUCCUGCUCUGAAUCCUUGUGGGCCAGCUCUGUAGUUGAGACUGUUUUGGGUAAGGCAGUGCUCGUGAGCUUACUAAAGGUGUAUAUAUUCUGUACUUACACACAACAGUAGAGAUUUAAAUUCUGAAUCCAUGUAAUGUCAAGCAUAGCCACUCCUAAGUGAAAACCUAGCUAUUCCUUCUCUUUCCUUGUCAAUUAGGAGAAAUAUAAGACCAGAUGUUGAAUAAAGAAGUCUUCCUUAUGUGGGUGAAAAGGUACUGGCACCUUGACUCCGGUUAAAAUCUGUGUCUUCACUGAUGAACACCGUGGUCUUCCAGAAGAUUCCGCAAUCCCCACUAUAGACAACAUAGCCUGAUCCAGAAGACUGGUGUGGGUUUUCUUAAGGACAAGGCUUUAAUGGCCACAAAGAAAAAGACAUGGACCUGAAUGGCUCCUGAGAGAAUUAAGGAAUGCUUUGUGGGGGACACUGCAAACUCUAAUGUUCUAGGAGACUGAUGGGAAAUGUCACACAGGAGAAGCCAGUAAGACUCAUGACAUUUGUCUUGACGAGGUGUCUACGAUGACAUGACAUCUGAAGUACUGAGCAACUUUCCUCUUCUAGAAUUUCGUCCCCACGGUCCUUAGGAACACAAGUCCCAGGGGUACCUGAACUUCAGCCCUCAAAGGUCUCAACAGAAGAAGCUGAAAACUACAGACA